GCUUUUCAUCCGGGCACCUGGAAUGGCGGCCCACAUGGAUGGCAUGGAGUACGAUUUUAGGAGAAGAGUGCUUGAAAAUAUAUAUGUACCUAUGCCUUAGUCAUAGUGUGGUUUGAUGCAAAACACGGAGAUGUGCUGCUGAAGAAAUGUGUAUAGACAUACAUAUAGAAAAGUGCAUGGUGUGAAAGUAAAUAGACAAGUGGUGGACAGACAGACAGACAAGCAGCAAGAUGAAUACCAUCCUGGGAAGAGGCCUGACUUGUAUCACACAGUGUCACUGCCUCAGAGCAUCGUUAAGGCGAGGUUUUAUCUACACGAUACAGGUACGCCAACCCACAGAAUGCUCGUCCCGCCUUAUAGCAGGCAUCCAAAGCAUUUCAGUCCGAGGGAAAAAAUUAUUCACAAAGCAGCCUGUCCAGUUUAUAGCUAAGCAUAAACAGGACAAAAUCCCGGAAGCAUUUGACUUGGUGUAUGUGAACAACAUGAACAGGUAUUACUUCACGUCUCAGGUGAUCAUAUAUGGUCUAUUGUUACCGACCCUGUGCUUCUGUAUUUACCUGUUGUGGGCAGAUCACAAAUCCCUGGUUCCAAGGCUAGAGGCAGAGGGUCUGGACCAUCCUUACUUUGUUAUCGUCCCUACCACUGUUUUCAGUGUCGGGCUGUUGAUCUUCACAAAUGCAGUCUGCAGGAGAGCGGUCAUCCGCAUGUAUCGCAACGCUGAUCAGAAGACGUAUAUAGCAGUGACCCAGAGGUGGAAUAUGAUACAAGAACUUUUAGAGUUCAGCCCUAAGGACUGCGUCCCUCAGGACAGAGAAUCUCUGUCUGUCAGACACAUGCUGGGGGGCAACAUACAGAUCAAAGGUCGAACUUUUCUCUUGCGAGACGGUGAUUUCAGACAGCCGAUGUAUUACAAUGAACUCAUGGGAUGGGACAGAGCUGAAGAAGAUCGCCGUGCAGUAAUGGAUGAUGACUUCAGCAAACUCAUACGGAAAAAGUAGCCAAGGUGAAUUUGUUUAAACGAAAAAUACCUAUACGGAGCUGUGAGAUUUUGGAUAAGUUGCUUUUGUAGUACAUGUAUGUAUAGACAAGAAGUUUUAUUCAAGGAAUGGUUGUGCUUGAUUUCAGAUUAAAAUUAAUCUGCGUGUGUGUGAAAAUUAUGAAGAUCACUGCAGGUAUACCUUAGAAUGUA
Liolophura sinensis is the source of this 1189-nucleotide messenger RNA. RefSeq lists its product as uncharacterized. The record is from RefSeq and is a predicted model, not a curated record. The transcript has 3 exons. Bases 231 to 998 code for a protein of 255 amino acids. Lineage: Eukaryota; Metazoa; Mollusca; Polyplacophora; Chitonida; Chitonidae.